CAAAACAAUGCAGACAUUGAAUGAUGACUAAAUUCAAAAAGUAUUUUCUUGUGUUGAGUGGGAGAGGGCUAUUAGAAGUAUGAGUAAUAUUUGCAAAAUCUAUAACAAAAAAAAGCAUUUAAAAAUUAUAUGGCCGUCUGAGUACUUCAGUUCAAAGGCCACUCAGCAUUCUUUAGAACAGGGAAUAAAAGAACCUGCAAAGUAGUAACUUAUAGCCGCCCUAAAAGCAUGUACAGGCUCCCUAACUGAAAGUUAUCUAUCAUCUUCCCACUGUGAAAUUUUAAGUGCACGAUGUGAUUCUAAGCACGAGCACAUAAGCAAUAGAAAUGCAGGAUUUUAUGGUUUCCUGCUGUAGAACAAAAAGCAACAGUCUGAAGAAAAUUUUUUAAAAGUUCAUGAUGCGUCUCUAUUUUCCGUAGGCCUCUAAAUCUGCAAUUGCCUCGUUUAUUAAAGACUCAGAAGUGAAAAGAAGGCUCAGAAAUGAUCUUAGCCACCACUUACACCUUAACCCAUCUUACAUGCUAAUUUUUUUUCUCCAUGCUAAUUUUUAAGCAACAGUGUCAGAUAUGCUUAACUGUACACACGUUCUUGAACUCUUAAAUGGUUUUCCAGAUAGCCACUGAGGGAGUACACUCCUGUGCCCCUACUUGGCCUGCUCUUUGAGAAUGCAGGUAAAGAACUCCCACCCUCCCUCUCCCUUCUCCCUCGGCAACGCGAAACAGGCUAGGCACGCUCACGUGACGCUAAUGACGUCAGCCCCCUCUGGGUCGCGUGACCCACAGCCAACCUUCCUACCGCCCCACCCCCUCGCCACUGGCGUGGGACAUCUCGCGAGAAGCCUUCUUACUAUCAGAACUUGCUGAGGUUACAGGGGAGUUACUCUGGAGAGGAAGGAAGGUGUGGCAGAGUGGUGCACUUUUGGGUUUCAUUAUGUUAGAGUUUAUGAUCAAGCAAAUGCUUAUGGGGAUCGCCCUAGUCGGGAAAAGGGGAGAGAAGGGCGAAGACGUGACAGUAAAAACUGAAGCGAAACGUGGUGCCCUGACCAUCUUUGCCCCUAGCUAAGGGACAGCCGGGCGCAGCAGAGGUGGCCAAGGCUGGCAGCCCCAGGCAGUAGCUGCGAGCCGGGGGACGUUGGACCCGGGUCUGGGAGCAGUAAACGCGAACCGCGCCCAGAUGCAAGGGUUGCUUCCCUCUCUCGGCUUCCCCGGCCUCGCGGCCAUCCCGCCCGGGUAGAGGCAUCCGGGUUGUGGGAGCUUCGAGUGGUCUCUCAUCUUUCCGCCCUUCGUGGGUCACUGCGACAUCUCAGUCCCGUCCCCUUAAGCGCGCUCCCUGCUGCUCCGCGCAUCUCCCUUCGGUCUCCCUAGACGGCUGCGGGAGAGCAGCCCGAAGGGACGCGGCUGGAGUCGCUAGAGGGAGGUGUGGGGCCGCCGAGGAGGGGGCUUCGCUGGGCGGGGAGAGGAGGGAGGAGGCGCCGGGGAGGAGCCGCGGCUGCCAGCUUCGCCCGAGCCGAGCGAGCGCACUCUGUCGCCCCGCGGGUUCCCAGCCUUGCGGCCCCGUGGAGAGGAGGGAGCGCGGGCCACCAGCGCCUCCUCUGCCCGCUGGAACGACCGGCUGGGUGUUCACUCGGCCGCUGCCGCCCGCCACUCCGGGCGCUGCGUUGAGCUCUCCGUGCGGCCUCGGUGACCGCGGCAACCCCUCCUGACACCUCUCCCCCGCCCCUUCGGGAGCCCUCGGCCCGGCCACCGCGGCGGGAGGAGGAGAGGACAAGGGAUCGCGGAGCGGGCUGGUCUGGCCACCUCGCCCCGCGCGCCCCGCCCCUGCGCGCACUCCCUCGCCGGCGAGCUACUUUCGGACACGGAAAGUGAGGGCGGCCCCGGGUGACAGCGCGGCGGCGCCAGUCCCGGGAAGCCAGGUCUGUUCGCGUGUCGCCCGUCGCACUGUCCAGACCCCGCCAUGGCUUCGACCACCACCUGCACCCGGUUCACCGACGAGUAUCAGCUCUUUGAGGAGCUCGGAAAGGGGGCGUUCUCAGUGGUGAGAAGAUGUAUGAAAAUCCCUACUGGACAAGAGUAUGCUGCCAAAAUUAUCAACACCAAAAAGCUUUCUGCUAGGGACCAUCAGAAACUGGAAAGGGAAGCUAGAAUCUGCCGUCUCUUGAAGCACCCCAAUAUUGUGAGACUUCACGACAGUAUAUCGGAGGAGGGCUUCCAUUACUUGGUGUUUGACUUAGUGACUGGUGGCGAACUGUUUGAAGACAUAGUGGCAAGAGAAUAUUACAGUGAAGCUGAUGCCAGUCAUUGUAUACAACAGAUUCUAGAGAGUGUAAAUCAUUGUCACCUAAAUGGCAUAGUUCACAGGGACCUGAAGCCUGAGAAUUUGCUUUUAGCUAGCAAGUCCAAAGGAGCAGCUGUGAAGCUGGCAGACUUCGGCUUAGCCAUAGAAGUUCAAGGCGACCAGCAGGCAUGGUUUGGUUUUGCUGGCACACCUGGGUAUCUUUCUCCAGAAGUCCUGCGUAAAGAUCCUUAUGGAAAACCAGUGGAUAUGUGGGCAUGCGGUGUCAUCCUCUACAUCUUGCUGGUGGGAUACCCACCCUUCUGGGAUGAAGAUCAGCAUAGACUGUAUCAGCAGAUCAAGGCCGGAGCUUACGAUUUUCCGUCACCAGAAUGGGAUACAGUGACACCUGAAGCCAAAGACCUCAUCAACAAAAUGCUGACCAUCAACCCUGCCAAACGUAUCACAGCCUCUGAGGCCCUGAAACACCCAUGGAUCUGUCAACGCUCUACUGUUGCCUCCAUGAUGCACAGGCAGGAGACUGUAGACUGCUUGAAGAAAUUUAAUGCUAGACGGAAACUGAAGGGCGCCAUCUUGACAACUAUGCUGGCUACGAGAAAUUUUUCAGCAGCCAAGAGUUUAUUGAAGAAACCAGAUGGGGUAAAGAUAAACAACAAAGCCAACGUGGUAACCAGCCCCAAAGAAAAUAUUCCUACCCCGGCGCUGGAGCCCCAAACUACUGUAAUCCACAACCCUGACGGAAACAAGGAGUCAACUGAGAGCUCAAACACCACCAUUGAGGAUGAAGACGUGAAAGGUAUGGGGGCACGUUUCCACACUGUCUGCAUUUGAAGACUGUCCUCUGGUUUGUGGCUGUAGCCACGGUUUGCAGGGCCUGUCGCUGUAUGCCACAAUGCCUCUCCACCUCCUAACACAUCCAGCACACCAUUGCUCAGCGUCAGCUCCUUCCUGAUGAGCACACGUCUGUUGGCUCCACCUGAUGUUCUUUCCCAGCAUGCCAGAGUGUGUGUCACCUGUGGAAGUUGGGCUUCUGUAUGUCCUUAUCAUCUGUCACUCAUCCUGCUCCCGGCAUGUCACUUCGGCUCACCACUCAGCAGCCACUCACUCGGAUCUCUUGCUGCAUGCCAUCUACCUUGCGGCUCUAGUCCAGUGCAGCUCAGCGUAACAAGCAGAAAUCGGUACCUCUGAGGUUAACUGGCAGGGGCUGCAUCCUUGCUGAAUGCUUUGUCUAUUUCCUGGGGUGAUGGUAAAGACGUUGUAUAGGAUGCUUCCAGAAGGCCCUGUUACAGACAAAGAUGUUGGAGCCUUAUCACCUGCAUGGGAUCUGGUGUCUGAUAACACACAUUGUCAGCUCCUGAGCUAAUCUAUCAAUCUCUUGGUGAAUGAGCUUGGUGCAUGUGUCCUGUCAAUCUGCAAGUUAGUAUACAGUGUGUUCGACGACAUCUUAGACUCAGUGACCCUUGUGGUCUUGAGGAAUACCUUCCUUUCUGUGAGGGGCUUCCUGGGGCAGAGGGUCAAUUAGUGCUGCUCUGCUUCAGACCUGCAUGCUACUUGUUCCUCAGAGCAUCUCCUGCUUGCACUUCCCACUUGCAGAAGACAUAGGAAUUAAGAAACCCCUUUGUUUCAGGAUUGGGGAUCAACCAAGAGUGUCUUAGACAGCCUGCAGAAUAUACAGGAAUUGCUUUUAGAUUUCUAAUCCGCAGCUUGGCUUUGAGUGUUUUUAAAGAAAAUAAUUCAUCCACAUGCAUAUACUUACCUGCAAAUCUUUAGAUUCUUAAAGAAUCAGAAAUACAGAAUUCAUGCAGAAUUUACUCCACUCUAACCUGCAGUGCAUAAACAUUUUCCUUUUCUUUAGAUUUUUCUUCUUCCUAGCCAUUCCCCUAGUUUACCUAAAACAAUAUAGACUUGCUGUUUCUCUUGGUAUCAGCUGCCUCCUGUCAAGCUUGAAUCUGGUGGCUGUCAGUGCUCAUGUACCUCAAGCUUGUAUUAGUAGCCCUUCUGACAAAACACAGGAUCAAGCUGUUGCUGGACCAGUUAAGACAAAGAGAGAGCCUAGGAGAACUACAUUUCAAUAAUAGGGAAAAAAUUGAUUAUUUAUUUUAGUAAACUGUUGGCUUAGAGGUUCUAUGAAUAGCAUUUUUUUUGCAAUUUUAUAAAAGUUAGUUAUUUUAAAAUCCUUUAUGAGACCCUGGGCUCAACCCCCAUUACUGGAAUAUAUAUGUAUGUAAAAAAAUAAUAUAGCAUUAUUUUACAAAAUGUUCCAUGAAUAAAAAACACAUAUACAGCCAGGAACCACACAUACAUCUUUCUCAUCUGCAAAGUCAAACAAGGAUCCAAUUUUUUUUUUCGAGGUGAGGGAGGUGCUCUGUCCCAAAUAAAAGCUGUCAAGAAAAGUCAAGCAAAACAAUGCUGAGUGUGCAUGGCAUCACCAUUCUCCAAGCCAAGCAGGACAGGUGUUUGCGCAGGAUUCGCCUUUACACCAUGUUAGGUAGUGUAAGAUUAUGGAGGUGACCUAUAUGAACAGACAGGGGUGUAGGCAGGUCACAUUCAAAGCUAUCCCAUUUUAUACAGAGGACUUGGGCCUCCUUAGAUCUUGUUGUCUGCAAGCAUCUGGGAAUUCUCUGUGGGUGUAUUUUAAGAUCCCAUCUAUGAGCUUCUAAACCUUGAUUAGGUUAUGAUUUCUCUCUGCUUACAAUAGACUUCUAAUAGCAUAAUUCAGAUCCUGAAAUCAAUGCCGUAGCCUUUUAAGCUUUUUUCUAUACUACAGUGAUGUAACACUGUUAACAGAUUGUUACAAGAUCUAAUUUUUGAAGCAUAUGCGAGUAUGCAUUUUGAAACAGAAUAUUAUAAAACAUUAUCGAUGUUAGCUAUGUAAGCUACCCAAAAUGAUAAAAAAUAUGUUUAAUUCCCAGCUGAAAAAUAUAAAACAGUUCAAUAAAUUGUAGAAAAUAUGUUUAUAAUCUGAAGAAUCUAAUAGCAUACAUACAUAUGUUGUCAUUUGCACUAUAAAUACAUUAACACUAUAAACUAUAACUAUAUAACACUAUAAACUAUAAAGACUAUAAACACAUUCUAGUACAAGCUAUUAUGGGGGCACAUUUAAUUUUCUAAAAUUAUCAGUCAUGCAAAAUUGUGAUAAAAUCUAGGGGCUGAAGAUUUGGAUUCAUGGGGGUGUGGACCUAGAUUUGAAUCCCCAGGACCCACAUAGGAGCAGAUUGCACAUAUCUGUUAUCCUAAUGGGGAGGUAGGAAUUGGAGACUGAAGAACCCCAAGAAGCUCUCAGGCCUCCAAGCCUGGUGUACAGAGCUAAAGAAUACCAAACAGAAUCUGUCUCAACCCAGGUAGGAGUGAAGAACAAAGCCUGAGGUUAUCCAUUGACCUCACAGGGACCCAACAUGUAAAUAAAACAACUUUUUAAACUGGAUAUCUAAAGCCAAUAGUUGAACUCAUUGUUCCUGUAUAGAAGUUAAAUCUAAAUUAUUUACUGGUUUUCUUACUAUGGAUUUUGUAUAAUUCUUUAGUUACUUAAAAGUCUAUCUCCUUCUGAGCAUGUACUGUUUUCUACUAAUAAAUAUAUCUGAAAGUUCUGUAAAACUA
Molecule: messenger RNA, 5889 nt
Organism: Mus musculus (house mouse)
Lineage: Eukaryota; Metazoa; Chordata; Mammalia; Rodentia; Muridae
Gene: Camk2d
Product: calcium/calmodulin-dependent protein kinase II, delta
Exons: 17
Coding region: 1954-3123 (389 amino acids)
Biological process (GO): calcium ion transport; G1/S transition of mitotic cell cycle
Cellular component (GO): postsynapse; sarcolemma; organelle
Molecular function (GO): calcium/calmodulin-dependent protein kinase activity; protein serine kinase activity; calmodulin binding
Source: RefSeq, a predicted model, not a curated record